UCAUGUCACUCUGUACAGUAUCUCCACCAGCCCACGCUGCCUUUUGAAAUGCUGUUACUUCUUCAAGGUUCAGAGGAAAUACCACUCUCCUCUUAUCAGUACUUUCUUCCCCUCAUUCCCUGUCCUUGGCUGUCAGAACUCAAAGGAGUCUAUGCAGCUUAGCAAGCGUUUGCUGAUGUUUGCAUAAGUAGGCCCUGUGUUGGGCACUCUGUGUGGGGGGGGCAGGGAAUGUGUGUUUGGGAGACUGUGUGGUGUGUGAGCAUAGCUGGAUGUGUGUAUGGUGUGUAAUUGGAUAGCCAUGAAUGUGGCUCUGUGUGUGGGAGGGGUGUGUGUGGUAUGUAUGCGUGUGACUGUGUAUGUGUGACUGCGUGAUGUGUAUGUGUGUUGUGAGAGUGGCUGAGUGUGUUGGUAUGUGAGUAUGGCUGUGUGUGGUGUGAGUCUAUGUGUGAGACUGUCUGUGUAUGCACUGCUGUGUGUGGCGUUUGAGUGGAAGUGGGUACUGACCAAUCAGAACAGACACAGCCUAGGCCCUCAGUGGGUCUUGGAGGACCCAGAUGUUAAGCCUUUAUUUGCUAGACUAUGGUGAGGUCUGGGGAAGGGGAGGAGUGUACACGUAAGAGGAUUCAAAGCUGGGCCUUGUAAACGAGUAGGAAAGCCUCAAGAAUUAGAGAUUCUGUUCUCUUCAUUUUGAAAACAGGCAAAUAGGGGGAUACUUUUAAGGAAGCCUUUUCAGAAACGAUUAAACAUAAUGGGAAUUUCAGUUAACUUAACAGUUAGGCAGAAAAAUCGAACGCAUCCCCAAAUGGAAGCUCCUUUACUUGUAGGUGAAUUCGAGUCUAGACUGUGGUAUUAAGAAAAGUGACAUUGUGCAAAUCAUACAAAUAUCUUUUGGGGCUGGACAAAGCUGGGGCCUUCUUUUUGCUCUGGUGGGUAGCUUUAAAUAUCUGUGAAAGUUUGUCACUUGAAAGUAAGUAAAGGCAUUCUAUCCGAGUAUUCCAGUUAAUUGAGGUUAUUUCUGACGGAUGGUUCCAAAGGGAUGGUGUAUACCCACCCCUUCAACCAGGACGAAAGAUUCCCUGGGGUCUGGCCUGACCCAAGGAAUAAAGGUGUUGGCCAUUUGUGUUCAUUCUCAGGGUUCAGAGAUGGGCAGUGAGAAGGAGCAGAGCCCAGAACGGCACCUGCCUGAGGAAGGGGAACGGGGUAAUAAGCCAUGGAGAGUGGAUGACUCAGAGGGUUCUUGGAUCCCAGAUGGGGAGAAAGAGCAUGGGCAAGCAAGCCUGCCAGAGGGGCCACAAGGGCUCUCUCCAGAGAAGCCACCGCAGGACGUCACUGUCCCCGCUGGAGAGCCAGAGGACCUCUCUGCUCAUCCGAGGCACGAGGCUGAUGAGAAGCCCUUUAUAUGUGCCCAGUGUGGCAAAACCUUCAAUAAUACCUCCAACCUGAGAACACACCAGCGGAUCCACACAGGCGAGAAACCCUACAAGUGUUCUGAGUGUGGCAAGAGCUUCUCGAGAAGCUCCAACCGCAUCCGGCACGAGCGCAUCCACCUGGAGGAGAAGCACUAUAAGUGCCCCAACUGCGAGGAGAGCUUCCGGCGGCACUCGGACCUCACCACACACCAGCAGGACCACCUGGGCAGGUGGCCCUUCCACUGCGACAUCUGCGGCAAGAGCUUCAGCCAGAGCUCGGCGCUGGCUGUGCACUACCGGACCCACCUGGAGCCGGCGCCCUACAUCUGCUGCGAGUGCGGGAAGAGCUUCAGCAACAGCUCCAGCUUCGGCGUGCACCACCGCACCCACACGGGUGAGCGGCCCUAUGAGUGUGCCGAGUGCGGGCGGACCUUCAGCGACAUCUCCAACUUCGGGGCGCACCAGAGGACCCACAGGGGCGAGAAGCCCUACCGGUGCACGCUGUGCGGGAAGCACUUCUCCCGCAGCUCCAAUCUCAUCCGCCACCAGAAAACUCACCAGGGAGAGCAGGCUGGGAAAGAUUCCAGCUGAAGAGGGCGAGGAAGAGAGAGAGCAGAGCGUGGGACCCCAACCUAGUGCAGAAAGAUCUUUAGGAUCUCCUGCUGCCCCCUUGACCUCAAGCCCUUCCUCCCACUUUGGAGAAUGGUUUUCUGUUACCUCUGAAGCCAGGAUCUCCAGGAAGUCCUGAGAAGGGACUCUGAGUAAAAAUCUUCACUUUUUUUCCAGGCCGAUUUCUUGUGGUAGAAAGUCAGAGGACCCCGUCUUGGCUUCACCUCCUUGGGGUGAAAGAGAAAUAAGGUGGUAUUAUUGCCUUAGAAGAUCACAAUUUUACAACCAUCAUGUAAUGAAUAGAUUCAGGUCUGACUCAUCUGAAUAACUUCUCCUGAAUUUACUUAUUAGUGAAUUUAUAUCUUGGUAGUUAACCUUGAUGCUUUUCCCACCUGCUAUAUAAUAAACUCCCCUUCUCAAUUCGCCCCCAUUGAUCAAUGCUGUCCUUUCAACAAGUGAAAUUCACCUUAAUAGCUUAAAGGAGGAAAACUAUAUGAUUGUUGCCCUCAGUGCAAGGAAAGCACACAAUAAAAUUCAGUGCCUCUUAAAAAGUGAGAAAAGAAUUUCCUUAAUAUGAAAAGGAGCAUCUGUAGCAAAACCUCCAUCAAACCUCAUACAUUAAAGUACAAGUACGCUUAUGAACCUUAGAAGCAUUUCCUUUAAUAGUGGUAAUGAAGUAGACGAUUAGGAUGCAGGGUACUUCUAUCACCACUAAUGUUCAGUGUGAUAUUGGAGGUCCUGACCAACACAAUAAGACCAGAAAAUGAAAGAGUAACUCUAAGUAUUGGAAAGGAAGAGAUUUAUUUGCAGAUUAUAUGAUCAUUUGCAUAAAAAUAAUCAUAAUAAGAAUAGCUAAUGUGUAUUGAGUACUUAAUAUAUUGCAGGAGCUGUUCAGUAAGCAUUACAUGUAUAAAUGCCACUUAAUCCUACUUUAAAACAACCCUAGGAGAUAGGUAUAACUAUUAUCCCCAUCUUACAGAUAGUGACACUAAGGCACAGAGAAGGUAAGAAAUUCGCUCAAGACCAAAGCAGUCUAAUUCUAGGCCCUUAAGUUUUAAUCACUCUUCUAUAUUAUAACUUUACUGUCAUCAACACAACUUGCGACAAAGAGAGGUAUGAGAGGUAGUCAAGAGCCAAUGCAAUAAAAUUAGUAUGUCUUUAGAGCUAGAGGAGAAGGCGUAACAGUGGUUCUCGAUAUUGGCUACAUACUGGAAUCACUUGGAGAGCUUUGAAAAAUCCUGAUGCCCAGCCUGCAGCCAGACCAAUUACAUCUGAAUCUUGGAAGAAGGGUGGAAAGGCCUUGGUAGUUUUUAAAGAACAAUUGCACUAAAAUGUCUUAAGAGAACUCAAGAAUUCAAAUUGUGGUGUAAAUUUCCUUUCUUGCAAGCUGGGUGAGGUUGCACACUCUGAGCAGAUGAAUUACAGAAGGGUGUAAUUUGAACCCAGGAGAAGGAUAGGGACUAGAAGUCCCACAUUGUGGUGGAGACUGUAAAAAGGUCUCAGUGUAUCCACAUGCGGCUCAGAUAGAGUCAUCCUGAACCCUGCAAAGCUCAGGUGUCAAAUCUCUGACUGAUAAUGACUUAUUGUGCUAAUAAAUUGUCAACCCAAUAGCCUUGACUUGUUUAAGGUGUCAAUCUCAGCCUUCCUAAGAAGGUAACUAUAUCACAGCCAGGAACUGUUAAGCUGGUUACCUCAAUGUGGCCUCCCUAGAUGGUAACUCUAUCAUGAUUGUGAAUUGUUGACCCAGUAAUCUGAAAUCCCUGGAGAUGGUAGAACUUCUUUCUCAGUGCGUAAGUGGCUUUUCAAGUCUGAAAAGGCUUAGAAUUAAAUAUAGAAAUGGGGACUUCCCUUGUGGUCCAAUGGCUAAGACUCCAUGCUCCCAAUGCAGGGGGCCCAGGUUUAAUCCCUGGUCAGGGAACUAGAUCCCACAUGCUGCAGCUAAGAGUUCGCAUGCCGCAACUAAAGAUCCCACAUGCCACAAGUAAGACCCAGCACAGCCAAAUAAAUAAAUAUAGAAAUGAUAAAUAAAUCAAACCUAUCACAUAAAAUACUUUUGUGUUUAAAAUAAUUGUGUGUAUGUGUUUGGUACUUAAAAUGUAAUUUUGAAAUAAUAUGGCAUAUUGAAGAAUCUAAGAGAUUAGCCUAGUUUGGUAGAUUAGACCUAUGAAAUGUAAGGAAAUUUAAUUGUUUGUAAAUAAUAAUAUUCUUUUUUAUUUAUUUAUUUUUUUUGCGGUACGCGGGCCUCUCACUGUUGUGGCCUCUCCCGUUGUGGAGCACAGGCUCCGGACGCGCAGGCUCAGCGGCCAUGGCUCAUGGGCCCAGCCGCUCCACGGCAUGUGGGAUCGUUCCGGACCGGGGCACGAACCCACAUCCCUUGCAUCGGCAGGCGGACUCUCAACCACUGCACCACCAGGGAAGCCCAAUAACAAUAUUAUUUAAAAAAAAAUUUUUUUUUGGCCAUGACGUGCAGCUUGUGGGAUCUUAGCUCCCUGACCAGGGAUUGAACCCAGGCCCUUGGUGAUGAGAGCACAGAGUCCUAACCACUGGACCACCAGGGAAUUCCCAUGUAAAUAAUAUUAGAAUACUAGAUCUACUAGAUCUAUAUGUUAUUUAUUUAUUUUAAAAUUUAUUUAUUUAUUUACUUGUGGCUGCUUUGGGUCUUCGUUCCUGCAUGCAGGCUUUCUCUAGUUGCAGCAAGUGGGGGUUACUCUUCGUUGCGAUGUGCGGGCUUCUCAUUGCCGUGGCUUUUCUUGUUGUGGAACAUAGGCUCUAGGCACAUGGGCUUCAGUAGCUGCAGCACACGGGCUCAGUAGUUGUGGCUUGUGGGCUCUAGAGCGCAGGCUCAGUAGUUGUGGCACAUGGGCUUAGUUGCUCUGUAGCAUGUGGGAUCUUCCCGGACCAGGGCUUGAACCUGUUUCCUGCAUUGGCAGGAGGAUUCUUUUUUUUUUUGUGGUAUGCAGGCCUCUCACUGUUGUGGCCUCUCCCGCUGUGGAGCACAGGCUCCGGACGCGCAGGCCCAGCGGCCAUGGCCCACGGGCCCAGCUGCUCAGCGGCAUGUGGGAUCCUCCCGGACCGGGGCACGAACCCGUGUCCCCUGCAUCGGCAGGCGGACUCCCAACCACUGCGCCACCAGGGAAUCCCUGGCAGGAGGAUUCUUAACCCCUGCGCCACCAGAGAAAUCCUGAUCUAUAUGUUAUUUAUAUAUAUGUAACAAAUUUUUGUUAAGUACUUGGGAAGAAUUUGCUCACCAGAGAUGAAACUUGAUUGAGCAGGCAUAUGAUGGGUGUAAAAUGAAAAGAGAAUACAUGAAAUUUAUAUUCAGUUUACAAUGUUUAAUGAAAUUACAUUUUAUAAAUUUAAAUUUUUUUUUUUUUUUUUUUUUUUUUGUGAUACCCGGGCCUCUCACUGUUGUGGCCUCUUCCG
This is a messenger RNA of Lagenorhynchus albirostris (white-beaked dolphin), 5441 nucleotides long. It is a transcript of the gene ZNF691, whose product is annotated as zinc finger protein 691. Gene Ontology annotation, biological process: regulation of transcription by RNA polymerase II. The coding region runs from base 1023 to 2000 and encodes 325 amino acids. The record is from RefSeq and is a predicted model, not a curated record. Gene Ontology annotation, molecular function: RNA polymerase II cis-regulatory region sequence-specific DNA binding; DNA-binding transcription activator activity, RNA polymerase II-specific. Gene Ontology annotation, cellular component: nucleus. The transcript is spliced from 3 exons. NCBI's taxonomy places the organism in Eukaryota, Metazoa, Chordata, Mammalia, Artiodactyla, Delphinidae.